AUGCUGCUGUCAGGGACUUCCAGGCCUGGGAUUUCGACUUUUGGCUAUAACAACAAGCCCUAUGUGUCAUUGUCUCAGCAGAUGGCACCACCUAGUCCAAGCAACAGUACCCUGAACAACAGCAGUGAGAGCAAUGGAAAUGACCAGUUGAGCAAAACCAACCUCUAUAUCCGGGGAUUGCAACCAGGCAUUACUGACCAGGAUCUUGUCAAAUUGUGCCAGUCAUAUGACAAGAUUGUCUCCACUAAGGCCAUCCUGGACAAGAGCACAAACAAAUGCAAAGGCUAUGGCUUUGUGGACUUUGACAGUCCUUCAGCCGCACAGAAAGCUGUCAUGGCACUGAAAGCCAGUGGUGUGCAGGCUCAGGUGGCAAAGCAACAGGAACAGGACCCCACAAAUUUAUACAUAUCAAACCUUCCACUCUCCAUGGAUGAGCAAGAACUAGAGAGGAUGCUGAAGCCUUUUGGCCAGGUUAUCUCCACUCGAAUCCUCCAAGACACCAGUGGGACCAGCAGAGGGGUUGGCUUUGCAAGGAUGGAGUCCACAGAGAAGUGAGAAGCCAUCAUCACCCACUUUAAUGGAAAAUAUAUUAAGACACCUGCUGGAGUCCCAGCCCCAUCUGAUCCCUUGCUUUGCAGAUUUGCUGAUGGUGGUCCAAAGAAAUGACAGAACCAAGGGAAAUACAUGCAAAAUGGAUGGGCCUGGCCAAGGAAUGGAGAUAUGGGUGGUAUGGCCUUGACCUAUGACCCCACCACAGCUCUUCAGAAUGGGUUUUACCCGGCUCCUUAUAACAUCACCCCCAACAGGACUCAGUCUGCACUCUCCCCGUACCUUCCAUCUCCUGUGUCUUCCUAUCAGAGAGUAACUCAGACAUCUCCUCUACAAGCACCUAACCCGUCGUGGAUGCACCACCAGUCAUACCUCAUGCAGCCUUCAGGUUCCAUUCUGCCGCCAGGGAUGGAUCACCCCAUUUCUCUGCAGCCUGCCUCCAUGAUGGGACCUCUUACCCAGCAACUGGGGCACCUCUCGCUCAGCAGCACGGGCAGGUAUGUGCCGGCGGCCGCCCCGGCGCCAGGAGCUUACAUCGCCCGGUACACCCCCGUGCCUUCCGCCGGUGUUGCAGCCGAGGAGAGCGGUGAGGUGCCGGUGGAGGCGCCCUCAGACCACGGGCUGUACUCCUUCCAGUUCAACAAGUAG
Messenger RNA from Leptonychotes weddellii (Weddell seal), 1197 nucleotides. The record is from RefSeq and is a predicted model, not a curated record. NCBI's taxonomy places the organism in Eukaryota, Metazoa, Chordata, Mammalia, Carnivora, Phocidae.